AACUGAUUUUUCGCUGCAAGUAUUUUGUAUUUCGUGCUGUUAGUGAUUUUAGUGAAUAGUAUUCGAGUGUUGCAAUGGCAGAAGAAACAUUUGCAGCUCUAAAUUUGGACAUUGUCCAACAACAGAGUUUUGUGCGGUUCUUCAGAGGAUUACCCGAAAAGGGGCCAUCGACAGUUCGUUUCUUCAAUCGCACAGAUUAUUACACUCUUCACGAUGACGAUGCCAAACUGGCUGCAGAUUUUACUUCAAAAAUCAUCAAGUAUAUGGGCGAAGCACCGAAGCUCCGUUAUGUGUGCAUUAACAAGCAUCAAAUGGAGACUUUCAUCAGAGAGCUGCUUUUGGUGAGACAAUAUCGAGUGGAAGUCUAUAUGAAAGUGCCAGGCAAGAGCAAUGACUGGCAAUUGGAGUAUAAAGGUUCCCCAGGGAACCUCACGCAGUUUGAGCAGAUUCUGUUUGAAAAUGCCAGUAUUGAAACCUGCAAUUCAGUAAUGGGAAUUAAAUUUGGCCAAAACAAAGUGGUAGCAAUGAGCAAUAUAAAUACCACAGAUCUCGUUUUAUUUUUUGAAUCUCACAGGCAAGAAUUCCAACUUUAACCAGUACAGGCUCAAAAAGGUCGAUGCACAACGUUAUGUGAGAAUAGAUAAUGCGGCUUUAUAUGCGCUUAAUAUACUACCAAAACCUACCUUUAAUAGUGAAGGCGCCCCAGUAUUCACACAAACCGCCAAAUCAUACAGCCUGUCUGGAAUUUUAAAUCGUUGUGUCACUUCGCAAGGCAAAAGACUUUUGGAACAGUGGAUUAAGCAGCCUCAAAAGGACUUCAAUUUAAUCAAUGAAAGACUAGAUGUCGUCGGUUGUUUUGUACGUAACUCAGAGGUCAGAACGCUAAUCACCAAAGAUGCUUUAACAAAGAUUCCCGAUCUAAUGUUGAUCUCGAAAAAACUGUCUGGAAAAAAGGCCAAACUACAAGAUUGCUACAGGCUGUAUCAAGCGGUGAACUGUUUGCCGUCAUUGAUAAAUAUUUUACGGAAACUGAGCAACAACUCAGUCAAAGACAUGUUCAUUAGUCCACUAAGUGAAUUUGCCACCGACAUGGAUAAGUAUCAGACAAUGAUUGAGACACUGCUUGAUCUCGACUUGGUUGAUAGAUGUGAGUUUCUGCUAAAAAGUAAUGUCAAUCCGGAAAUGAGCGAGCUUCACAAAUUAAAACUAAACAUAGAAGAAAAAAUGCAAAAACUACUAAAAAAGGCCGCUGCUGACUUGAAUUUGGAGGAAGGAAAAUCGGUUAAGCUAGAAUGCAAUCCGCAACAUGGGUUCUUUUUUAGAAUUACCAAAAAGGAAGAACAGGUGUUGCGACAGGCAAAACAAUAUAAAAUUAUUGACGCUGUGGCCGGUGGCGUUCGUUUCAACAACGACAAGCUCACAACGCUCAACGAAGAUUAUCGCGAAAUCAACGAGAAAUAUGAGGAACUACAGAAAGAAACUCUAGAUGAAAUGCUGAAAGUGGCUGCUGGCUAUGCGGACACAGUUCGCAACAUAAAUAUGAUUUUAGCUGCUUUGGAUGUACUCGCCUCUUUUGCCACUGCGGCUGUAUCUGCCAAGAUACCCUAUGUCCGCCCUGUGUUAAAGCCGAUGAGCGAAAGAGUUCUAAACUUGAAAAAGCCGGAGUCGCCGUGUUAAUGGCUCAUAUAGGUUGUUGGGUGCCCUGUGAAUAUGCGGAAUUGUCUGUAGUUGAUGGUAUAUUAGCAAGAGUGGGUGCAGACGACUGUCAGUUGAAAGGCUUAUCCACGUUUAUGUUGGAAAUGAUAGAAACGUCCACAAUAAUAAAAACGGCCACGAAAAACUCGCUAGUAAUCAUCGAUGAAUUAGGACGAGGCACUUCAACCUAUGAUGGUUGCGGAAUUGCCUGGGCCAUAGCAGAGCACUUGGCCAUGGAAGUAAAAUGCUUCUCUCUAUUCGCAACUCAUUUUCACAAAAUAACCAAAUUGGCUGACACAUGUUCUACGGCGGGGAAUUUGCACGUAUCUGCAGUUACUUCAAAUGAUGCUAUUACUCCUUUGUAUCAAGUUAAGGAGGGUCAAUGCGAUGCUAGUUAUGGAAUUCAUUGCGCGAAAAUUGCCGAGUUUCCUUCAGACGUUUUAGAAUGGGCAUCUGAGAAUUUGCGCCAACUUGAACACCAGGAAGGAAUGAAGUUUAUUAGAGACCUUGAUAUUCCCAUUAAAAAGAAGAUAAUAGAGGAUGGCGACAAUAUUGUCAAAAACACACUGCAAAAGCUGAAAACAGCAGUCGAGGAUGGA
Messenger RNA from Dendroctonus ponderosae (mountain pine beetle), 2294 nucleotides. It is a transcript of the gene spel1, whose product is annotated as DNA mismatch repair protein Msh2. The record is from RefSeq and is a predicted model, not a curated record. NCBI's taxonomy places the organism in Eukaryota, Metazoa, Arthropoda, Insecta, Coleoptera, Curculionidae. Gene Ontology annotation, cellular component: nucleus; MutSalpha complex. Gene Ontology annotation, molecular function: mismatched DNA binding; ATP binding; ATP-dependent DNA damage sensor activity. Gene Ontology annotation, biological process: mitotic recombination; mismatch repair.